This is a messenger RNA of Choloepus didactylus (southern two-toed sloth), 1298 nucleotides long. Its product is annotated as claudin-34-like. The record is from RefSeq and is a predicted model, not a curated record. Gene Ontology annotation, biological process: cell adhesion; bicellular tight junction assembly. Lineage: Eukaryota; Metazoa; Chordata; Mammalia; Pilosa; Megalonychidae. Gene Ontology annotation, molecular function: structural molecule activity. Gene Ontology annotation, cellular component: bicellular tight junction; plasma membrane. The transcript is spliced from 3 exons. The coding region runs from base 493 to 1095 and encodes 200 amino acids.
GUGGGAAGUGGAUGGAACCGGAAGUGGGUGGAACCGGAAGCGGAAGGAGAAGCCAUCCCCGUGGCAGUUGAGCCAGAGUUAGAAGCCACAGAACCCGGCAGCUCGGAGCAGAAUGCCGCAGACUCUGGGGAGGAAUCGUCGAGCUGCCGACUCCUCCAGACUGGAUUUCUCAGCUUCUGAACCGAUCAACUACCGAAUGUUCCUGAACAUAUGUUUUGGUUCUUGCUGCACCAAUAAUAGAUUUCACAAUGGAAGGCAGUCCCCACUCUGUGCUGAGAAGUCUGUGGCUGUGCAACUUUCCAGAGGGAUCUAUAUGUCUGUCCAAUACAUCAACUCCAACCACACCAUGGGUGGUCAAAGACGUGCUCUGAAGUCCAUAUCUUCAUGGUGCCGGCGACGGGCGCGAUGUCCGGGCGGUGCUAGAGGACAGCGAGGUCCUCUGAGCACGCUGCGCCUGUGAUCUUGCCUCUCGGUAGCACCCACCGUCAAGUGAUGUUCUUUGCUGUUGCCACCGUGGGCUGGCUCCUGUGCGCCACCUCCAUGGGCAAGGCGGAGUGGCGAGUGUGGCACGUUGACAACAACCCGCUCUUCCCCUCCGGCCUGGCCCGCGUGGGUGUGUGGCGAGUCUGCAUCUACCGCCACGACAUCAGAUUCCCGUUUUGUUACCAUUACACCUUCCACGAAUCCUUCCUCCCUCUUGACAUCCGUGUGGCUCAAAAGCUCCUGCUGGUCACCAGCCUUCUAGGGCUCCUGGGGAGAGUCUCCGUCAUCUUUGCCCUUAGGAACGCGCACAUGGGAAUUCUUCAGAGGAACGCCAUCCACGUCCCAUUCAUGGCCUCGGGGAUUCUGCACUUAGCCGCUGGCAUCUGCAUCUCAGCCACCGUGGUGUGGAAUUACUUGUCGGUGAUGAAGGAAGAGGGAAUCUCCUUUCCACCUUCUUUUGACUUGCCCUUCAAGCCAGACACUCAGGAAGUUGGGAGUACCAGUGUCAUGGCAUUGCUGGGCACCUUCCUGCUGCUGCUGAGCGGGUUUUCUUUCCUCCUGUACCGAUUUCCCCGCAACAGCCAAGUGCAUCCCAGGGUCUCAGAGCAGUGAACUUCCUGGUUGCGUUGGCUUUGCCAAUUCUUGGUUACCAGGGGAAGGUCACCCUGGUGAUCCAGUUAUUUUCAGGUUCUCAAGACUGUAGUGGAGGGCGUUUGAGCAGAAAGUCGCCAACUGUUGCCUUCUGUUACCUUCUGCGUCUGAACCGGGUUCCUUAUUUGGUUGGUUGAAUUAAAGCACUUUCGUUAAAAAGAAAA